AUGUUAAACGUCUCUCUCUCACUGAGCUGUGAGGGACAGAGUGACUCUCCUGGAUGGAGAGUGAGAGGAUACACACACAGUGGGAAUGUGUCAGAUUGUUCAUCACUCUGGGGAUCAGUUACAGGAUCUAGACGCACCAUCAGAUACCUCUACACAAUACACACUGGAGUGUACUGGUGUCAGUAUGAAUCUGGAGGGAGCAGCAAUCCUGUUAACAUCACAGUGCACAAUGGUGAUGUGAUUCUGGAGAGUUCUGUCCAUCCUGUGACUGAGGGAGAUCCUCUGACUCUACACUGUUUACUUCACCUCAAUAUCACAUCACACCUCAGAGCUGAUUUAUACAAAGAUGGAUCACUCAUCCAGACCCAGACUGCAGGAGAAAUCACCAUCCAUACUGUCUCAAAGUCAGAUGAGGGUGUCUACUACUGUAAACACCCAGAGAGAGGAGAGUCACCACACAGCUGGGUCUCAGUCAGAGCAGUUAAACCUACACCUAAACUCACAUCAAGCCUUAAAGGAGCUGCACUGGUGGGAAACCCAGUGACUCUGCACUGUAAGCUGGACCAGCCUGCUGGAUGGAGCUUUUACUGGUCCAGACACACACAGAACCCUGAGACUGAGACCAACACUGCAACAAACUCCUACAACAUCAGCUCAGUGGCGCCCUCUGAUGGAGGCCAGUACUGGUGCAGAGCUGGUAGAGGAAACCCAGUCUACUACACAAACUACAGUGAUGCAAUCUGGGUAAUCGUUACAGCUGGUGAUUCCUCCUCUCUUGGCCUGGUUGGUUUGGCUGUGGGACUGAGUUUGGUCAUGUUCUUCAUCUUACUGACCUUGCUGUGGUGCUACAAAACCAACAAAGAAUCUCUGUGUCGCUGUACUGGGAGUCAGUCAGACAUCAAUCAGACAUCAGAUCAGACCCAGAGAGAGUCAGGAGAAGCUGCCCACAUAUAUGACACAGCUAAGCCAGCAGACCGGAGCAGCACAGAUGAACCUGCAGAUGACUUCAGUGAUGUCACUUAUGCUCAGGUCAUGAAACACAACAAGAAAAGCAGGAAUAAAGACACUGGUGCUGGACCCAGUGAAGUCACUUAUGCUGAGAUCAAACUGAAACCAAAACAGAAAGUAAAGAAAAAAGAAGAGAAGAGCAGUGUGGGGGCAGACACUGUAUACUCAGAGCUGAGGCAGGACUCACACAAAGGUUGUUGAGGAACAGCAGAGACUGCUGGGAAACAGAGUUCAUUCUCCUGUGUUACUCCCUCAAGUUUCUACAAGACCAGGAGUUUAAAC
Messenger RNA from Electrophorus electricus (electric eel), 1290 nucleotides. Lineage: Eukaryota; Metazoa; Chordata; Actinopteri; Gymnotiformes; Gymnotidae. The record is from RefSeq and is a predicted model, not a curated record.